AUGCGUUCCCAAAUUCAUCGAAAGAAAAUAUCUUAACUUUUCGUCGAUACAAUUUAAAUCUCUCCCAAAUACGAAUACACGCUAUUCGGCGCACGGCGUAUGAAUUCGUUUACGAACGUAAACCGGUGACUGUCACGUUGAACUGCUGACGUUGAAGAUUGCGAUCGAGAAAACAAUGCGCAUUGGUUAGAAAAUCGGUCUACAAACAACUGUAUCAAUUAGAUCGCUUUAAUUUAAUCGGAACGCCAAGAUUACCGACGACAGUGAGACACAACAAUGCAUACGUUCCUAACACGAGGAAAUGCUAUCUUAGCAUAUACGUUAAGUGUUUCGGCCUGCCUCACAUUUUGUUGUUUCCUCUCAACAGUAUUUAUCGAUUACAGAGCGAACGCAACGUUAAAUACAGUUAAAGUUGUCGUAAAGAAUGUACCAGAUUACAGUGCAUCGAGAGAGAAAAACGAUCUGGGUUACUUGACCUUUGACUUGCAAACUGAUCUCACUCCAUUGUUUAACUGGAAUGUUAAGCAAUUAUUCUUGUACCUCACUGCAGAGUAUCAGACAGAAAAUAAUGAAUUUAAUCAGGUAGUAUUAUGGGAUAAGAUAGUACUUCGUGGAGAUAAUGCUGUACUCGAUUUCAAAAAUAUGAAUACCAAGUAUUAUUUUUGGGAUGAUGGCAAAGGCCUCAGAGGAAAUAAGAAUGUAACAUUAACAUUAUCCUGGAAUAUUAUUCCAAAUGCUGGAUUGUUACCUAGUGUUAAUGCUCUUGGUUCUCAUACUUUUGCAUUCCCGUCUGAAUACACAACGUUGCGUGUAUAACACAUUUUUUCAAAUGUGUAUGUGUUAUGAUUGUAUAUCACGUAUGAUUUUAUAAGACUUAUUUAAGCUGCAUAAAUUCAUGUACAAUAAACGUUUAUUUCUUCAC
Molecule: messenger RNA, 922 nt
Organism: Pogonomyrmex barbatus (red harvester ant)
Lineage: Eukaryota; Metazoa; Arthropoda; Insecta; Hymenoptera; Formicidae
Gene: Spase22-23
Product: Signal peptidase complex subunit Spase22-23
Biological process (GO): protein targeting to ER
Cellular component (GO): membrane; signal peptidase complex
Source: RefSeq, a predicted model, not a curated record